Molecule: messenger RNA, 1538 nt
Organism: Astyanax mexicanus (Mexican tetra)
Lineage: Eukaryota; Metazoa; Chordata; Actinopteri; Characiformes; Acestrorhamphidae
Gene: foxr1
Product: forkhead box R1
Exons: 6
Coding region: 301-1299 (332 amino acids)
Biological process (GO): regulation of DNA-templated transcription
Cellular component (GO): nucleus
Molecular function (GO): DNA-binding transcription factor activity; sequence-specific double-stranded DNA binding
Source: RefSeq, a predicted model, not a curated record
AAAUAAAGCACAAUAUGGCCCCUGUACAUUUCCCCAACAUUUUAUCCAUGAUUAUAAAAAUAAGACUGUCAUUACUCAGCCAAAAGUCGAGUAAAAUAAGUAAAUAAUCUCACUAAAGAAACACAGCAGCUCCAGUCUCAGAGAACUUCUAGAAGCUCCGGUUAGAAAUUGUCCUGAUUGCUGACACCUGUGCCGGUGACGUCACCAAUAUAAGAUUAACGCUUAAUAAUAGAUUCAGAGACUGUAAAACGUCCUCCUAAAACACAGGAACGACCCAAACUCGACGGUUAAGGGUGUAAAAUGAGCUCGAUGUUUCUUCAGCUGCAGGCCAGAGAGAGGUUCCUGAGCCUGCACCUCAGCACGGGCCUGCACGAGUGGGACAUGAGCGAGGAGAUCAAACUGAGCACCACCACAGACCAGUUCCACAGAGACGAUAAGAGGAAUGAGCAGUACCUGGCGCAGUGGCACUAUGCCAGAAUCUCCAGGAGAACACUCGCUGGAGCAGACAGAACCCACCUCGCCCAACCCGAGGACUGCACAGAAUCAAUAAUACAGCCAAGUCUGUGGCUGAUUGUGAAUCCAAAUCUAGCCUGCCCUAUAAAAUACCCAACUGUUAAAAAGUCAUCGCUGCUGAAACUGACUGUAGACACACCUGUCCCGAGUCCUUCCCCACCUGUACCUGUACAAAACCUGCACAUCCUGCCGCUGCCUGACCAGACUUGCCUUAAUGAGUCACUGCAUGACACCUCUCUCUCAAGUGAAUAUCAGCUUACAGAUGAUGACACCUCCUCAGUGGAUGUGCCGAUUUGCCGCAAGGUGAAAGGUGCUAGAAAGGGCCGAGUUCCCAAGGAGCCGUCCUCUCGCAGGCUGGGCCUGGCUCAGAGCCGGAGGCUGCAGAGGGUCCUGCAGGACAGCUGCAACCUGAAAAACGGAGCCUGGCCUCGACCACCUGUCAACUACUGCAUCCUCAUCGCCAUGGCUCUGAGCAGUAGCCGCUCUGGCAGCCUUAAUGUGCAGCAGAUCUACAACUUCACAAGAGAUCACUUCCCUUUCUUCAUAACCGCUCCUGACGGUUGGAAAAACACCAUCCGCCACAACCUGUGCUUCAGCAACAGCUUUAAGAAGACCCCACAGCAGGUGACUGGAGAGGGGAAGAGGAAGUCCUGCCUGUGGUACCUCACCCUGGACGGCCGACGAAGGCUGAGAAACGAGAUCCACACACUGACUGUAGACUCCUUCAGGAUGCUGAAGAGGAGCAUGAAUUACCCAGAUAUGAUUCAAGCUCUGUUUGAGUUGUAAUCUACCUGCGGGUGCCUCACGCACACCAAAAUCCGAGCGUUAUGGGGACAUUUAAUAUACUAAUCAAUAUGUUAAAAAAUAUAUUAUACUUAAACAUUGUAGUUGUUGCUACUGUGCUUUAAGCUUUAUUAAUUACUUUUUUCUCUGUCCACGUGUGUCCAGGUGUUUGUCCAUGACUUAAUUUAUUGUCUAAUCACUUUUUUUCUCAUUGUGAAAAUAAAUGUACUGUUUGCAGUUAA